Delphinapterus leucas (beluga whale) is the source of this 6322-nucleotide messenger RNA. The record is from RefSeq and is a predicted model, not a curated record. NCBI's taxonomy places the organism in Eukaryota, Metazoa, Chordata, Mammalia, Artiodactyla, Monodontidae.
CCCCCGCGCGGCCGCCGCUGCUCGCCAGCCCUGCGCCGUGCUGGAGAGCGCAGUGGCGGCGGCGGGAAAGGGCUGCGGAAUCGCGGCGCUGCGUCUCACACUCGACGACGCGGCCUCGGCCUCGACGCCCUCCGCCCGUUCCCGGAGCAGAUAUUUUAUUCAUGGGAAAGAGAUGCCCUGUAUAAUGGACCUGAGUAUUCCAGGUACCGAAAUGUAAGAAGACAUUACGUUGGAUAACAGGAAGAGCUGUAGAGUUUGCAGGUGUCAACUGUGGCCUUAAUAAGCACAUUGAUAGCAUCAGUGAUAGACAGAUGGCUCAUGUGGCUGGUGGCUGCCAUAUUGACAUUGCAGUCCUGGAAGAUGGAGAGAGCUAUGACACAAUAAAUUUGAUUAAAAGGUCCUAUUACUGCUGGAUUGUGCAAGAUAUUUAACCCUAUUUUCUUUGAGGUAUGACUUAAAUAUCAAAUGUCUUAAAUAAGAGAAGGGAAACAUUUUAGUUUUGGAAGUCAGAAUGCCAAGGAGAAGGAAAAAUCUUGGGGGAAAUCCUUUUCGGAAGACUACAAACUCUAAGGAAGUUGUAUCCAGCGUUGCUAGUCAUGAGGAGCCAACCACUACUCUUCCUUCCAUGUGUGAGACAAAAGUUGAUCAGGAAGAACUCUUCACCAGUAUCUCAGAGAUGUUUUCUGAUCUGGAUCCUGAUGUAGUGUAUUUGAUGCUUUCUGAAUGUGAUUUCAAAGUUGAAAAUGCCAUGGAUUGUCUAUUAGAAUUAUCAGCCACUGACGCUAAAAUAGAAGAAUCGCCUUCAAAAAGCUUCGUUGCUUCUGAGAACCAAGUAGAUGCAGUGGGAUGUGAAAUAAUGGAAAAGUGUCCUCCUGAAGAAGAGAAUGAAGAUUCAAAAAUGGAUUCAUUUUUGGACAUGCAGCUAACUGAAGACUUAGAUUCCUUAAUACAGAAUGCUUUUGAGAAAUUGAACUCUUCUCCUGAUGACCAUGCAUACUCAUUUUUGCCUUUGCGAGAUGUUAAUAAUUUUAGUAACCCGAGUGCAUUUAUAAAUUCAGAUUCAAGUAGUACGACUCCCAUUCUUUCUACCCAAAAUAUGGAUUUGAACAGUGAAAAUGUAGAGAGUUCUGCCUCUACAUUAAGUUCAAAUUCCUUAACUUCACAUUCACUUUCAAAUGAGUCCAAAACUUUUACAAAGGAUAACACAUUGGCAUUGGAAGAUUCUCUUCUCAGUAGUUCUUUAAAUGUAGCAAAUGACACUACGAUGGAUUGUAGUAACCAAAUUAAAGAGCUUUUAGAAUCUGUGUGUGUUGAGACUCAGUUCUCUCAAGCCCCUGUAGAUUUGGAUGCCAACGAACUUCAGGCGCCUUUAAACCUUACUGUGCAAAAUCUGGGGCUUGGUUUACUAGGUACAGGUGGAGAUCAGAAAUCUUCUGUCCCUGAUGUUUUUGUACCUUCUGAAGAAUUCAAUUUCCAGUCACACAAACAGACUGAACUGCCACCAAAGGGGAAGGAUGUGAACUACUGCCCAGUACUUACCCCUCUCCCUCUACUGCUGCCUCCUCCUCCCCCUCCACCAAUGUGGAAUCCAAUGAUUCCUGCUUUUGACCUCUUUCAAGGAAACCAUGGCUUUGUAGCUCCUGUUGUAACCACAGCUGCACACUGGAGACCUGUCAACUAUACAUUUCCACCGCCGGUUAUUUCUCAUACUUCCCCAACAAAGGUAUGGAGAAAUAAAGAGGGAACAAGUGCUUAUCAGGUACAAGAAACUCCAGCUUCUCAGGUUGUAAGAAAGAAGACAUCAUCUUAUGUUGGACUAGUUCUUGUUCUUCUCAGAGGGCUUCCGGGAUCAGGAAAAUCUUUUUUGGCAAGGACUUUGCAAGAGGAUAAUCCAAGUGGAGUCAUUCUUAGUACUGAUGAUUAUUUUUACAUAAAUGGACAAUACCAGUUUGAUGUAAAAUACUUAGGAGAAGCACAUGAAUGGAACCAGAAUCGUGCAAAAGAAGCAUUUGAGAAGAAGGUAUCUCCUAUAAUAAUAGAUAAUACAAAUCUACAGGCAUGGGAAAUGAAGCCAUAUGUUGCUUUGUCUCAAAAACAUAAAUAUAAAGUCCUUUUCCGGGAACCGGAUACCUGGUGGAAAUUCAAACCAAAGGAACUUGCAAGGCGUAAUAUUCAUGGGAUAAGCAAAGAAAAAAUAACAAGAAUGUUGGAACACUAUCAACGUUUUGUUUCAGUGCCCAUAAUCAUGAGUUCUUCAGUUCCAGAGAAAAUGGAACGUAUCGAGUUGUGUGCAUAUUCUUGUGACAGAAGUAUUAGCCCAAGAGACAAUGAAGAUAUUGCCUCUGAAAAAGAAGAAAAUGUUUUAUCCUCGUCUCUGAAGCAUCCAGAGUUAAUUGAAGAGAAGAAACAUGAUGUGACCAAAGAAAAUUUGUUACCUGAGAAUGUUACAUGUCUCCCUAAUGCAGAUUUAAACAACGGAAAAAAAGAAAUAAGUGGUAUGAAUCCUAACAUUCAGAGUGCUUUCAUUCACGAAGCUCCAGACAUUUAUUUUUCUGAUUCUGAAAGCAAAGAACAAGCAACAGACAAACAUGAAAAAGAAGAGCCAGUAGAAAUGGCUCCUGAAAAAGAGUGUAGUAAAACCAGUGCAGAUAGUUUUGUAGAGAGAAUAUCACCAAGUAUUUGCUGUGGUGGAAAUAAUCAAGAAGACUGUGGUCUUUCAAAUACUGUACCACUUCAAAAUGAAAAAUCUUCAUCUAGUGAAACGCUGGAAGAAAGAGCAGGAGUAAAGAAAAAAGCCUUUGGAAAACAAAAAAGUAAAUCAACUUCGGAAAAGUUCCCAAGACAAGAGCUGUCUUUUGUUGGUGACUGGCCAGUUGAUAAGUCUAUCGGUCAGAGGACAAAAAGGAACCGAAAAACUGAGAAAGCUUUAUCUAUACACAGUGACAAAAAGUAUAAUUGCCCUCAUUCACAUAAAGUAUUAGACAGUAGUUUAUCUGUGAGUAUAGAUUGUAUCCAGCCACGAGGAUCUCCACAUGAACACGUAGAGGAUGACAGCAAGUCACAGUGUGAUGAUGCCUCAGAAUCUUUCAAUAGCUGUAAAUAUGGUACUUAUAAAAAUACUGAAAAAGACUCAUUUAACAUUGUGGGUGACUGGCCUUCAUCUGAUUCUUUAGCUCAGAGAGAGCACAGAUCAAGAAUGCCAAAGGCUGGCUUCAAUGAACCCAACCUAGAAUUUGGAACUAACAACAGUAUGAAUGAAAUGUCCUUAUAUACAGCACGUGAGGCCUGUUGGGGCACAAGCCCUGAAGAACUAAAAACGUUGGGUAGUUCUACUCGAGGAAGUUCUGAAAUGCUGCCCAAUGAAAUGACCUGUGAGAAUAAAACUUGUCCAAGUAAAAAGAUUCAUAGGCAACACACAUUGUCUCUUACUUUUACCAAUAGUGUGCCAACUGCUCCUGGAGGAGUGGGACCACAAACUUCAGCUGAAUUUCAAGAAGAAAAGACUAAAGAAGUCCCUGGAAUAGAAGUAGGCAAGUGUACUCAGACUGAACCACAGGAUUUUGCUCUCUUAUGGAAAAUAGAAAAGAAUAAAAUUAGUGUUUCAGAUUCUCUGAGAGUAUUAACAGGAAGAUUAGAUGGAUUUAAACCGAAAGCUUUCAGUAUUAACACAAAAUUAGAUGUUCAAGAAACAAUUCCAUAUAGGGUAAUGUAUGACAAAAGCACAUAUGUUGAAGAAAGUGAGCUUACCAGUGCUGAUGAAUCUGAAAAUCUUAACAUUCUUUGUAAACUAUUUGGAUCGUUUUCAUUAGAAGCCCUAAAAGACCUAUAUGAGAGGUGUAACAAAGAUAUUAUUUGGGCCACGAGCCUUUUAUUGGAUUCUGAAACUAAAUUAUGUGAGGAUACUGAAUUUGAGAAUAUAGAAAAGUCAUAUGAUGAAACACAAAUUGGGCCAUUUUCUCUGGGACUGAAUUUGAAGGAAAUUAUUAGCCAAAGAGGAAGCUUAGAGGAGUCUAAUUCUUCUGUGCCAGAAUUUAGCCAUGGAAUUGGUAUCAGUAACACUAAUGUACAGUCCACCUGUAAUUCAGAAAAGGAAAGCUUAGAGCAGGCAGAAAUAAGAGCUGUAACUACUGAAAAACCUGGAUUAAUAACAGGUAUAUUUCCUAAUGUAGAUCUCAAGAAUAAUAAUGAAGUACUUCCUAAUAGUCAGGCAGAACUUUCAGGUUUAUAUAAUGUUAAGCAGCUUUUUCCAGGCACUCUAAAAGCUACUACCACUAAAAAUGUGAGUGAAAUGGAGAAGAAUCCAGAAGUCACUGAGAUUGGAGACAGUAUAAAUUCUUCUUUGAAUUUGUCUGAUAUUUUAAAUUCUGUGUCGAGCACUUCGGAUCUUGAAUUACAUGAAGAAAUUUAUUUUACUGACUCUUUUGACAUAAAUAAAAGUGAAAAUCUUCCAAAGGAUUAUGUGAAAUUUCCAAACACAGAAGAAUUUAUGAAUGAAGAUGAACAGGAAGUGGAAAAAAUUCUAAUGGCAGGGAGUGCUUUGUCAGCUGAAGUUACUGAAGAAGAUAAAACUGAGACGUUGAAUCCCACGCCAGUGAUGGCCAAAUCGCUGACCAUAGACUGCCUGGAAUUGGCAUUGCCCCCUGAACUGGCUUUUCAGCUCAAUGAAUUAUUUGGCCCUGUUGGUAUUGAUUCAGGGUCCCUAACAGUUGAGGACUGUGUGGUUCAUAUAGAUCUGAAUCUGGCUAAAGUGAUUCAUGAAAAAUGGAAAGAAUCUGUAAUGGAGCGACAAAGACAAGAAGAGGUAUCCUGUGGCAAAUUAAUGCAAGAUCCUUCCCUGGUUGGGCGUGUUGGUCUUGAUAAUCCAGAACAAAAAUCAUCUCAGAGAACGGGCAAAAAAUUACUGAAGACUUUAGCAGCACCUGAAAUGCAACCCUUAUUGGAUCAUUGGAACACUCAUACUAAAAAAGUAUCACUCAGAGAAAUAAUGUCAGAAGAAAUUGCCUUACAGGAAAAGCAUGAUUUGAGAAGGGAGCCGCUUAUAUUUGAAAAAGAUUGUGCCACUAAACUAAAGGAGAAGCAGCUCUUUAAGAUAUUUCCAGCCAUUAACCAAAAUUUUCUGGUGGACAUUUUCAAGGACCACAACUAUUCGUUAGAACACACAGUGCAAUUUCUAAAUUGUGUUCUUGAAGGAGACCCUGUAAAAACAGUGGUAGCACAAGAGUUUGUUCACCAAAAUGAGAAUGUCACUUCUCAUACUGCACAGAAGUCUAAGGAGAAAAAGGCAAAGAAAUUGAAAGAGACUGAAGAUAUACCAAGUGAACCAUCUUUCCAGGAUUUUGAGUACCCAGAGUAUGAUGACUACAGGGCAGAGGCUUUCCUGCACCAGCAGAAGAGGAUGGAAUGCUAUAGCAAGGCAAAAGAAGCUUAUCGGAUGGGGAAGAAAAACGUUGCCACGUUUUAUGCCCAACAAGGUAGUCUCCAUGAACAGAAGAUGAAAGAAGCCAAUCACCUUGCUGCUGUGGAGAUCUUUGAGAAAGUCAAUGCCUCCCUGCUGCCACAGAAUGUUUUAGACCUCCAUGGGCUGCAUGUGGAUGAGGCUAUAGAACAUUUGAUGACAGUUUUACAGCAGAAAACUGAAGAAUUUAAGCAGAAUGGUGGUAAGCCCUAUCUUUCUGUGAUUACGGGGAGAGGAAACCACAGCCAGGGAGGAGUUGCUCGCAUCAAACCAGCUGUCAUUAAAUACCUCACAAGCCAUAGCUUCAGGUUCUCUGAAAUUAAACCAGGGUGCUUGAAAGUCAUGCUAAAGUAAAAUAAAUGUCCUUGACUUAAAAGUGUGAAGGUUUGUAGGUUAAAAUUAGUUUUAUUUGCAGUAAUUUAGUCAACUGUACUGUAAAUGUGUGUUUUAUUAGAAGUAAUGUCCAGUUAUAAAACAGAAAAACAUUAUGUUUUUCAAAAUUCAAGAGAAGUUUAAUUUUUUACUGAAUCACAUGCCAAAUAUGUAGUCUAUUAAAAGUAUUAAAGAGAAUUUUUACUGAUUACAAAAUAUCUAAGAAAAUUAUCAGCUGCAGUUUUAAAGAUUGAAAUGCUCUGAUUCUUUCUCAGACAGAAAAUGUAAACUUUAUAUUAAUUGUUGUUUGACAUUUAGUAAAGUCUUAAAGGCUUCUAUGAGAGGUAUUUAAAGUGCUUUGAGACCUGGUUCAUAAUACAAGCCCUUCAAAAGCUUGUAUUUAAAAAAGAAGUACUGGGCUUCCCUGGUGGCGCAGUGGUUGAGAAUCUGCCUGCCAGUGUGGGGGACACAGGUUUGAGCCCUGGUCUGGGAGGG